Messenger RNA from Pelmatolapia mariae (spotted tilapia), 8367 nucleotides. It is a transcript of the gene sipa1l3, whose product is annotated as signal-induced proliferation-associated 1 like 3. Gene Ontology annotation, cellular component: cytoplasm; plasma membrane; Golgi apparatus. The record is from RefSeq and is a predicted model, not a curated record. NCBI's taxonomy places the organism in Eukaryota, Metazoa, Chordata, Actinopteri, Cichliformes, Cichlidae. Gene Ontology annotation, biological process: epithelial cell morphogenesis; activation of GTPase activity; regulation of small GTPase mediated signal transduction. Bases 475 to 5760 code for a protein of 1761 amino acids. Gene Ontology annotation, molecular function: GTPase activator activity; protein binding. The transcript has 24 exons.
UCGCCGUGGUUUCGGUUGAGAAUUCUUGGCAGCGUCUCGCUUGGUGAACAGGCAGCAGACUGUCGGGCAACGGCUGUUUCCACAAUGUCUGGAGGAUUAUUUUAACGGAGCUGGAAGUGAGCGGAAACCCUGGAGCAGCGAAAGAGUAAAAAACCGGGCCGCCUCUGCAUGCACAGUGACGUCAGACGUCACCACAAGCUUCGCCUGCACAGCUGAGGGCAGAAAAGAUCUGCAUCAGACAUCAUCCAAGAAGAAGCACAAGAAGAAGAAGAGGAGGACAGCCUGGUUCCAGAUUGGAUGGACCAGUGAAGUCUUCCCCACCCUCCCUGUUAAAAGCAAUGUUUUUGGGAGCUGGAGGUCGUAACACCAUCAGCAGAGUGCGUGUGGGGCCCCUCCGCUCCCUCUUCCCCAGCACCCCUCCCGAUAUGGGAUGCCAGCCCCCUGCCCCCCUGCCCUGAGCUCUCCUGGGGUGUCAUGAAUAGCUACAGAGACAGAGGGGUAACUUGCACCUCCUCAGACCUCCUCGAUGGAGGCGGAGGAGGGUUGCCCCAGCACACUCCAUUUCGUCACACCCCUAAUGGGCACCCGGCACUAGGUCCCUCUGACCCGGCCGUCCAACCACGCAUCUCUGUGCCCAAAAUGGGUGUCCGUGCACGGAUCGCAGAAUGGCCUCCACGCCGUGCUCAGUCCCGGGAGUCGCUGCUCGAGAAUGGACAGAUUGGCGGCAAUCACUACGGCGAUGACAGUUCAGUUUUAUCAGUUUUGUCUGACUUCAGGCUGGUGCGGGGAGGAGUCGCCAGGUUGCCCCGGCGGAGGUCCAAGGAUGUAGUGGGAGAGUUUGGCGGUGAGAGAAGUUCUCCUUUCAGCCUCAGAGUGUUCCCACCUUUGAGAAAGCGCUCCAACAGUGAAGUGACGCUGAGCGAACAAGAUGAAAAUGAGGUGGAGGCUCGAGGAGAUGGCGGAUUGGGGAACCGGUUCCGGGAAUACGGUAGCACCUCCUCCAUCGACAUCCAAGGCAUCCCUGACCAGAGCUUCUUUGACAUGAUCAGCCAGUUCCGCCAGGAGAGGCCUGACCAGCGCAGCUCUGCACCCAUACAACUCGGCGAGCUGCUGCGUGCUCCAGACUCGCCACCCGGACCUCUCCCCUCAGCACCCUCACCUGGUCCCACAGGUGUGGAAGACAGAGAGACAGGAAGGAAAGACGGCACUGAGAGAGUGAGAAAGAAAAGUGGAGGGACAGAGUCGUCGCUGGGCACCUCCUCUUUGUUUCGGAAACUUCGGAGCUCCAAUAGAGGGGAGCUGGAUGGAGGGAAAGGAGAGACUGUUGAGGACAGGGGAACGCGAGGUGCCAUCAAUUCCUCCUACAAAUCGUGGGUGUGUCCAAAAAGCUUUGUCCACUUUGACGCUCAGAGCAUCCUGUUUGACCUCCACGAGGCAGCGGCUCAGCGUGGCUUUGUCACGCAGAGGAGAAACACGGCCACGGGAGCAUCAGCUGCCUCAGUGUCUCUGUCAGUCUCCAGAUCCUCAGCGAGUGUAAACGACCCCAUUUACUCCAGCAUCGAGGAUCUGACUCUGAGUCUCGACCAGGGCUCCACUACACCCUCACUGGGUGUGGACCCUCUAGAUGGCACUGGAGCCCAGAGCUCCAGUCCACUUCUCCUCUCCUGCCCACACUUCCUUAAUGAAACCGGGGGCCACGGAGAGCGCAACAUCAGCUUCCUCAGCUCGUCAUUAGAACGAGGAGGAGAUGGAGGAGGAGGGGACGGGGGGAGGGGAUGGCUGAGGAAGAGUAACGCCAGCGUGUCAGUGGUGGAGGUGGCCACUGAAGAGCAGGCUACGAGACUGGAAAGACUGAAACUGUACAGCAUAGAGCAUGUAGACCUGGGAGCUAGGUACUACAGAGACUACUUCCAUGGAAAAGAGCACUCAAACUACUUCGGGACAGACGAUAAGCUGGGCCCUGUGGCCUUGAGCAUCCGCAGAGAGAAACUGGAAGACACCAAAGACCUGAAAGACCAGUACCAGUACCGACUCAUCGUCAGGACGAGCGAGCUGGUGACGCUGCGCGGCUCCAUUUUAGAAGAUGCAGUGGCGUCUACGGGGAAGCAUGGCACCGUUCGGGGUCUGCCACUCAAAGAGGUCCUGGAACAGGUCGUCCCCGAACUCAACGUGUCCUGUCUGAGACUGGCGCUCAGCACGGCCAAAGUCACAGAGCAGCUCCUUAAACUGGAUGAACAGGGGUUAAGUCAGAAGCACAAGGUGGGUGUUCUGCUGUGCCGUGCAGGGCAGAGCACAGAGGAGGAGAUGUACAACAACGAGGAGGCGUCGCCCGCCUUCUCUGCCUUCCUGGAGCUGCUCGGGGAGCAGGUGCUUCUCAAAGGAUUCACCAAAUACGCUGCACAGCUCGACACCAAGACGGACUCUACGGGCACCCACUCCCUGUACACCACCUACCAGGGCUAUGAGAUAAUGUUCCACGUGUCCACCAUGCUGCCGUACAUGCCCAGCAACCCACAGCAGCUCCUGAGAAAGAGGCACAUAGGGAACGAUAUUGUCACCAUCAUCUUUCAGGAGCCUGGAGCGCUGUCCUUCACCCCACAAAAUAUUCGUUCACACUUCCAGCACGUUUUUGUUAUUGUUCGUGUUCACAACCCCUGCUCUGAAAACACCUAUUACAGUGUUGCCGUGACGCGAAUGAAGGAUGUGCCCCCCUUUGGACCACCCAUCCCCAGCGGCGUCACCUUCCGGGACCCAGAGACCUUUCGUAACUUCCUUCUCGCCAAAGUCAUCAACGCAGAAAACGCAGCACACAAGUCUGAGAAGUUCCACACCAUGGCGACGCGAACGCGGCAGGAGUACCUGCGCGACCUGGCCGAGAACUAUGUCAGCAGCACGCCGCUGGAUUCGGCCGGCAAAUUAAACAACCUCAUCUCCCUCGCAUCUAAGAAACGGGAGCGCAUGAAGGCGAGAGAGGGAGCGGAGCUGGGUGCUGCCGGGGCGGUCGCCUGGAGAGUCCAGGCCCAGGACUUUAGCGGAGGCGGGGGAGCAGAACUCCCCUGUGCCUUGGGUGUGUCGGCUGAAUACAUCGUCCUCAUAGACUGCUCCACCAAAGAGGUGGUGUUCAACUGUUUCUGUGCAGACGUGAUCGGCUGGACGCCGGAGCGGCUGGCGCUGAAGAUCUUCUACGGCAGAGGAGACCACAUUGCAGUUCGAGUGCCAGAGGGAGGUGCACAGGACAUCAGGGAGAUGGUGCAGAGGUUAAAGUUGUUGACGGUGGGAUGUGAAACUGUGGAUAUGACACUAAGAAGAAAUGGACUGGGACAGCUGGGCUUCCACGUUCGCUUGGAUGGCACCGUAGCCGAGGUGGAGGAGUACGGCUUCGCCUGGCAGGCAGGCCUGAGGCAGGGUAGCCGGUUAGUGGAGAUCUGUAAGGUGGCCGCAGUGACGCUGACGCACGAGCAGAUGAUUGACCUGCUGAGGACAUCGGUCACAGUCAAAGUUGUCAUCAUUCCUCCAUAUGAAGAAGGCGGGCCUCGCAGGGGCUGCACCGAGGAGUACGAGAUGAAGACCAUGGAGCAGAAACCAGAACCUGAGCCUCUGGCAGCAGGAUACCGACCCUCUCCCCGCCAGACCUGGCGAUGGGAGAACUCACCUGUUCCUCAAGGGCUCCACCCCACUAGCAUGCAGCGCUGGGCCCCCAUCGGCCCCCCACCUCCUCCACUAGUACGCUCACACAAGCCCCUGAUGCCAGUUCCCUACAGAGAGCCUCAGCACCUCAGCUCCAAGAGGCCGGUCAGCUACCCAGAGAACCACUACAGCCUGUCUCCUGCAGGAGGCGACAGGCCCUACAGAAACCCCUCAGCCAGCUUCUCCUCUCCUCCCUCCGGCCUGGUCAGUCUCACCACGAUGGGACCACCUGGAAUCUCACCAGGCCCCUUUGUGCGCUACAAACCUUCACCCGACAGAUUUGGAACAGGACAGCGCCCCCUGCUGCCGUAUGAUCCUCACCUCGGUGUGGACCUCCUCUCCAGUGGUGAAUCUUCGUCAGGCUUUACCAGUCAGGAGAGUACCAUGGAGCGCAGCAAAACAGAGCCUCUCUGGCAUGUCCCAGCGUCUCGAGGACCAGGUGGUGGAGGGGGGCAGAGGAGGAUGCCCAGACAGGAUGUCCCGGGGAAAGACUCUCCAAACAGACACUCGAAGGGUGAGACUCAGUACUCCAGUCACUCCAGCAGCAACACGCUGUCCAGUAACGCCUCGAGCAGCCACAGCGACGAGCGCUGGUUCGACGGAGGCGCACCUGGAGAGCGAGGAGGCGUGGGUUGCCUCGGUGAGCCGGCCGAUCCUGACCCCGACCUCCUUAACAAGGGCGGGUCCAACGAUAGCGGCAUCGACGCCUCGACCCACUACGGAAACGGUCGCCACAGCAACAUGUCCAACAGCCAGCCCCACAAGGCCAUGCACAGCUCUGCGACCUACAGUGGCAUCCCGGAGCUGUCGGUGGGAAGGAGCGGCGGCAGCGGGGGGGAGGCUAAGAGACGAGAGUCUUCGCCCAUUAUACCAGCUGCGGCCAAUCAGAACAAAGGGUACAGGACGAGGACGUUCCCUCCUCCUGGCUCCAGCGCUGAUAAAAUGGAUGCUUUCAAGCCCAGGGCCUACACACCGCAGGGUUACAAAACUCCAGUGGAGAAACCACGGCCUGUCCGAGCCUCUACCGCAACACCCACUUCAGCUCAGCUAAGCUCCACCCCUCUGUCCAGCUCCGCCCCCAAGUCAUCAUAUGGCAAGAGCACACCAAGCGGUUGGCAUGCAGAAGACUCCAACCCCUCUCCUUCAAACUCAACCACAGCAUCGAGCUCUGACAGCAGCAACAGCAAGAAGCAGGUGGACACAAAUUCAAAGAACGUGUUUGGACAACCUCGCCUGCGAGCGUCACUGAGGGACCUGCGCUCGCCACGACGGACGUACAAGAGCAGCAUCGAGGACGACCUGAAGAAACUGAUCAUCAUGGACAACCCGGGGGAGACGCCGCAGAGAGACCCUUCUCCUAGACGCACCCUGCAGCGCACCUUUUCUGACGAGUCGCUGUGCAGCGGGCGCAGGGACGCCGGCUUCGCCAGCUCUGAGAACCAGACGGCUCCCAGUGACGUGCUGUUCACCUGCACGCUGCCCACACGCAAACACGCCGGCUCCUCCAACCACAUGCAGAGCAAGAAGGUGCCGCUCUCUGCAUCCGAGCUCUCUCUGACCGAAGUGAGAGACAAGCUCCCCCCUCUGAGGAGGCUCGACCCCGGCAUGAUGCCCCUCCCCGACACAGCCAGCGGACUCGAGUGGUCCAGCCUGGUCAACGCUGCUAAGGCGUACGAAGCACAAAGAGCAGGUUCCCUGUUCUCGCUGACUGACCCGCAGCUCGGAAGUCCAGACACGAGACCGGCCGCUAGUCCAGUCCAGUUUCAGACUCCUCAGACGCCACGGACCACGCCCACACUCAGCAGCGAUGAGGUGCCCAACGAUCUGUCCGGUCGGCUCUACCACCUGGAAGUGAUGCUGAAGCAGCUGAACAAUGACCUGGAGAAAGAGAAGCAAGAUAAGGUCAUCUUACUUGCAGAGAUGGCCAACCUGAGAGAGAACAACCAGCGGCUGCAGGUGGAGAGCCAGACCGCCAGCGAGCAGCUGCGCAAGUUCAGCGUGCUUCUGACCAAUCUCAAUAAGCCGGGCAGCGACCACGAGGCUCACUCCUUAGCCGAUUCACAGAGGGAGUGACCGACAGCCAAGGAAGAGAGUGAGGUUCAGGCCAGAGGGAGGGGCUUUCAGUUCCCAUGAUUCCUUGCACUCACAGGGGCGGCAGAUGUCACACUCAGCUUCCACUGGGCUGCCUUAAACCAGAGAGAAAAAGAAGAUCUGGAUUUUUUUAAACCCUUCCAGUAGAGAACCUCCCUCUCUACACGCUCCCUGCUCUGAGCCUGUUUAUUUUUCUAACUGACGUCUGAAUAUUUGUCACACGGUGUAAAUACAUCUGCUACUAUGCCGGAGGAGCGAGCAGGAGUGGAGAUCCUGACUGUUUUAGAGAACACUACAUCACCUGGAGAGGCCUAAUACUGUUCCUGCAGCCAAUCAGCCAAAAAAAUAAAUAAAUAAAUAAGACUGCAUCUCCCAGAAUGCACUAGAAGAGAGGAAGCGCUACAGACGUGGUACUGUAGAUAGAUGCCUGUGUGGUACAAUUCUCAUAUAUCAAUAUUAUCGACAAUGUACUGAUAUUGUAUAAGAGACGUACUAAAGGUGUGUGUGUGUGUUUUUGUGUGUGUGUGAGAUUGAUGGUACAAAAGUGAGAAGCAUUACAGCACAGCAUUGUUUGUGCUGGGGAUGUAUUUUAUUCCUCGCGUGUGUGUGUGUGUGUGGACAGCGGAGUGAUGAACAAACCUGUUUACUGUAAUCUGAAUCCUGUGGGCCUCGCCGCUGUUUUCCUGCCCUCCGUUUACACGGGUGACCCGCGGCGGCCCACGGCUGUGAAUCAAGCCAUCAGUGUGCCGAGAGCAAACGGUCGCAGAGCUCGCCAGCGCGGCGUCGUCAUAUCUCCCACACAGAGCAGCGUCCUCAGCAGUGCCCGAUCAUCUCAGACCUGAAUGAACUGAUGGUUGCUUUAACCUUAAGCGGGUCCUUUGUUUGGUUUUAGUUGCAGAAUUUUGAGAGUUACACUUACCUGCUUUCUGGUGAAGAGCUUAUUCUGAAGUAAUGUGGUUGGCGUAGCCCCACAUGAGCCCAGUUUUGACCAUAUUAUUGUUUACGUUUUGGGGAAUAAAGCAUGGCGGAUAAACUUUCAUUUUUACCUUUUUUAUUGGACGUACCAACUGCUGUAGCUGGAUUACUGAAAAACUGGAGAAAUGUUUAAAAAUCAGCCAACUUCUUGCUCCUGGUAGCUCUCAGAAGAGCUGGUAGUUAUGAGGUGAUUCGAUGGCUCACACACGUCAUGUUAUUUUUGCUUUUGUGAAAUCAAAUUGCUUCCAUCACGUCGCUGUAACCUCUAACCGACGUCCUUUAACAAACCUUGUGUUGUUUAUGAUUUAGUGUGUCAGGCAGCAGAGCGACCCGGUUGUUGUUGUUUUUGUGUUUUAAGACGUCACAAACUGAACUGGAGUGCAUAAAGCAUGUGCAACAGCCUCACCAAGAAAGUAAAUAAGUGUAUUUUCUCAAAGUGUUCUCAAGUCUGCAUGUAUUUGUGAUCCAGUGAAGCUCCGUCUCCGGCUGAGCGCGCUCACAGGAAACAUGUACUGUACCUGAAAGUCCGUCACAUCAGGACAGAUGUGCUUGUUUGAGAGGACUUUUCUUGUGUUUUAUACUGCGAAAGUGCUCUCAAUGAUACUGUGUACUGUAUUUUUCAUACAGAAACAUGUUUUUGAAUGCUGGCAGUGAAUGGACAGUACACCCCAACCCUCUCGCCCCUCCACCCUGCUAAAACUGUACUGCACUCUCAUCUCUCUGAUAAAACAGGAGGUUUCUCUUUAACUGGAUCUGUUUAAAGUUUCCACUCAGGUUCCUCAGGAUGCUGUUAACGACACUCGACCGUUGGGUGGGGGGUGGGUGAUGAUGACAGACGUCACCCUGCUGUCUGCACCGUUGUCCCUUUAAAUGUUUUUGGGCAGCAGGAUGUUUCAAAUUGCUGGAAGAGCCAAAAAAAACUUUUUUUUUUGUCACUGACCCCAGAGGAUAACUACCGCCUUCUUCCCCCCCGCUCCACUCUCUCUCUCUCUCUCUCUGCAGCACCCGCUUUAAACCCACUGCCUCCUUCUCUGGGUUGUUGUCAUCCCAGUUUUUUCUUUGUCUUUUUUGUCUUUAAGCAGCUUCAGUCGGGUUCCUGUUAGCAGGAUGUCCUCCAUCCACACAGCUCUGCAGGUGUAGCUGUGAUUUUAGUGUCUUCAAGUCUUAAUCUUUAGUUUGCUGAUGUAAAAGGGGCAAGGUUGUUUUUUUACAUAUAUAUAAAUCUUGUUAUGUAUAAUUUUAAGCUAUUUAAAGCAUACACAAGGACCCCUAUUGAACAAAUCCAAUAAUGCAUUAUUACUGGUAAUAUUGUGACUAGUUAUUUCCUUUUUGUUUUGUGUUGUUGUUAAUAUUUUUAUAAUUUAUUUUUGACAUGUUGGCCACUGUUGCAGACAAUAGUGAAGAUGAGAGGGUACUGCGUUUUCUCUUCAAUUCCUCCUUCCUUUCCUUUUUCCUCAAGCCUCAUUGUUCCUCUUUCCAUCGAUGUUUCCUGCAUUCAGCGGGAAUAACUGAAGCAAGGGUUUGGUUUUCUUUGGGUUGUAAUAACAUGUACAUUUUAAAAGUGUAAAUUAUGUUUUCAUUAUUUUAUAAAAAAAAAAUAUAUUAAAAAUAAGU